GCAACCCUAGCUUUCAGUAGUUUGCAAUCCAUGGCUGGUGAAUCUGAUGUGUCUGUAAACACUCUCUCUUGUGCUAACUGUGGCAAACCUGCAAACCUUCAGUGUCCUAAAUGCAUGGAAUUGAAGCUUCCUCGUGAAGGUUCUGCCUUCUGUACUCAGGAAUGUUUCAAGUCUUCCUGGAGCUCGCACAAAUCAGUGCAUCUGAAGGCAAAGCUGUCCUCACAUGACGUGCAGAACUCAAACUCACUUGGUGAAGGUUGGUUAUAUUGCUUGAGGAGAGGGCAGAGUCGAACUCCAAAGUUUCCUCAAUUUGAUUGGACUGGGACACUGCGGCCAUAUCCCAUAUCUAGUAAACGGAUUGUCCCGGAUUUUAUUGAUAAACCUGAUUGGGCUGAUGAUGGAAUUCCCAAAAUUGAGCCCAAUAGUGAUCUGCAGCAUACUGUUGAGAUUAAAUCUCCAGAGCAAAUUGAGAGAAUGAGAGAAACUUGUCGGAUUGCAAGGGAGGUGUUGGAUGCAGCUGCUCGGAUUAUUCAGCCUGGUGUGACGACUGAUGAGAUUGACAGAGUUGUUCACGAGGCAACUAUUGCUGCAGGAGGAUAUCCAUCUCCUCUCAAUUACCAUUUCUUCCCCAAAUCUUGCUGCACGUCAGUUAAUGAAGUAAUCUGCCAUGGAAUUCCUGAUGCAAGGAAGCUUGAGGAUGGUGACAUUGUAAAUGUUGAUGUUACUGUGUGCUAUAAAGGUUUUCAUGGUGAUCUCAAUGAAACAUACUUUGUGGGAAAUGUCGACGAAGAGUCUCUCCAGCUGGUCAAAUGCACAUAUGAGUGCCUGGAAAAGGCAAUAUCCAUUGUUAAACCUGGGGUACGAUUUCGGGAAAUUGGCGAAGUUAUUAAUCGGCAUGCUUCGAUGUCAGGCUUCUCAGUGGUCAAAUCAUAUUGUGGUCAUGGAAUUGGAGAGCUCUUCCAUUGUGCACCAAAUAUUCCUCAUUAUGGAAGAAAUAAAGCAGUUGGUGUGAUGAAGGCGGGACAGACCUUUUCAAUUGAACCAAUGAUCAAUGCAGGUGUUUGGCGUGAUCGAAUGUGGCCUGAUGGAUGGACUGCUGUUACUGCAGAUGGUAAACGAAGUGCUCAAUUUGAGCACACACUUUUGGUGACAGAGACUGGUGUUGAGGUUUUAACAAGGCGGUUGCAGACAUCACCCAAUGUUUUUCCUUGGCUAAAUUCAUAAUUGGGAUAUCAUGGAGACAUAGUUGAGCAGUUUCUAUAUACCAUACAAUCACUGGACAACAACAUUUCAUUGCUCUACCUCCUUUGGAUGCCUCUUUUUUUGGGUAUCAUGUUUGUUACGUACCAAAAAAUUCAAAUGAGUUUUGGUGAGAAUUAUGAUUACGUAGAAUGGGUUCUUCCAAACCCAUUUUCAACAGUGAUAUGAUAAUGUUUGCCCAAUA
Molecule: messenger RNA, 1444 nt
Organism: Gastrolobium bilobum
Lineage: Eukaryota; Viridiplantae; Streptophyta; Magnoliopsida; Fabales; Fabaceae
Product: methionine aminopeptidase 1A
Exons: 16
Coding region: 31-1224 (397 amino acids)
Biological process (GO): proteolysis
Molecular function (GO): metalloaminopeptidase activity
Source: RefSeq, a predicted model, not a curated record